AUGAAGACUUGCGGGCGCGCGGCGUUUUGCUGGGCCCUGCUGUGCCUCGUCGGCGGCCUGGCGGCGCCGCGCCGCCUCUACUGCGAGCGGGCGGACGUCGCCUGGCGCGCCUACCGAGCCCCCGCCGCCUUCGAGGCGCGCGUCCAGUCGCUCGCCAGGGACGCCGCUACCGUCCAGGUGCGACGCGUCUUUCACCGCCAGGGCCGCUGGCCCCACGAGGACGCCAUCCUCCGCCUCAAGCUGCCCCAGGAGGACCUCGAGUGUUCGGGACGUUUUGAAGUGCCUUUGCAGAAUCGAAAGAACUAUAUCGUGUUCGCAGAGAGGAGAGGCCACUCAGCAGUUGCCCUCGGGCCCCCUCUCAGAAGGACCGCCAAGUUGAUCAGGAGGAUCCGCACGGUCUACAAGCCUGGUUACAGUAGUCCGGCGCGGGUAGAACCAAUGCAGCCAGUAAUAGCUGUACAGGGUAAAAGGGUGAGGCUCGAGUGUCGAGCGAGCGCCCGCCCGCCGCCGCACAUAUCUUGGUACAAGGACGGCAAGCCCGUCGCUGAUAUCGCUUUAAGAAGAUUCCGGGUGCAAAACUACAGGCGGCGCUCGGUACUAGUGAUAAGGCAUGCUCGUCGGGAUGACACUGCGACGUAUGAAUGCAGAGCCCAAGGUGCGAUAGGACCGGCGGCGAUAGCCAGAACUAACGUCAGCGUUCUACCGCAAGUCACAGCAGCUCCAGAUACUCCACCCGGUUCUCCGUGUCCGAUGCCCGACCCGGCCUCAUAUUGUCUCAACGGAGGCACUUGUUUAUUCUUCGAAGUCGUUCAAGAACAAGCUUGCAAAUGUCCAGAAGGCUUCAACGGGCAACGGUGCGAGAACAAGGACGUAUCGAAUAGGAGCAGUAUGUAUCAUUCCUACACAUGCAAACUGGGCCUCUCGACGUCCUACUACUGUUAGCCAGCGUAGCGCCGGCGCAUUACCCACCUCGUUCCAAUUUUAAAUUUUAGCACCGUUCGGAUACGCCGCGUCAUAGACAUAUAGCAUGUUAUAGAUAAAUAAUGUUAGGAAACCGAGAGAAAG
Molecule: messenger RNA, 1065 nt
Organism: Melitaea cinxia (Glanville fritillary)
Lineage: Eukaryota; Metazoa; Arthropoda; Insecta; Lepidoptera; Nymphalidae
Gene: vn
Product: protein vein
Exons: 5
Coding region: 1-942 (313 amino acids)
Biological process (GO): cell adhesion; axon guidance
Cellular component (GO): plasma membrane
Molecular function (GO): protein binding
Source: RefSeq, a predicted model, not a curated record